This is a messenger RNA of Mytilus californianus (California mussel), 3911 nucleotides long. RefSeq lists its product as uncharacterized. The coding region runs from base 133 to 1419 and encodes 428 amino acids. The record is from RefSeq and is a predicted model, not a curated record. The transcript has 3 exons. NCBI's taxonomy places the organism in Eukaryota, Metazoa, Mollusca, Bivalvia, Mytilida, Mytilidae.
GGAAAUACCCACAGAUACCUAUGCAGCAUUUAGCAAGUUCUAAGUAACAUUUAGAUAGACUACAAGACUUGAUAACUCAAUAACUUUAUUUAGAGUAACAUUCUAAUUUAAUUUUAUCUUUUUUGUAAAAUUAUGACACAAAGACAACGAGAAAACUUUUACAGAACAUCAAGUGUUAUCGUUGAACAUGGGAAAGAAGUACUCGUAUUAUUACUAGACGAUGAUUUAUCCACGCGAAACAUUACUUUAAUAGAUUUUAUAGAUCAAAACCAGCAUGAAAUUUAUCAUCUUUGUUAUAACGAAGAUCCGUGUUGUAAGUGUACGGGAGGAACACUCUCAAGAAAUACUCCUUCACAAAGAGUACUGCUUCCAAGUCAUCUAGAUAUUUUGUUUGAUAAAACAAAACCGAAAAUUGCAGGUCAUAACUUUAAAAGUAGGUCAAAGCUCUGUUGUAGUUCUGCUAAACAAUCCUUAACAACAGCCUGUCUAGACCUCACACUUUUGAGAUGCCUGUUAAUCAACUUUGCUCCUACUUGCACUGGUGCUGUCCGGAAAGACGUCAAGGACUUAAUCAAGUACAGGAACAACCUUCAUGGUCCCUCAAAAGAGGGGAUUAUUUCAGAUGCAGAUUAUUCUGUCUACAAGAAACAAAUAGAAAGUGUCUUACUUUCAAUUGCCAAGCAAUGCAACAAAGAAGAGGUAAUAAGACAAAAGCUGAAUGAGGCAGCGGUCAGAACAAUGGAUGAUACAAUGUACAUCGAAUAUCGAAAUACAUUGUCAGAUGAGAUCCCCUGUGAAAAGGAUACUAAGAAGGUAUUCGACAAUUUGAAAGGUGAUGCAGAAAAACUGUCAGAGAAACUAAAGCAUGUAGAGAGGACAGCAAAUGCAAAUUAUUGGAGAGGCAGAAGUAUUUUGAAGAGUUUGCUGUUUUCCGUGUAUUUGAUUGUAUGUGGUUUGACCUAUUACUAUGUUGAUUUUCGUGCUUCUUUAGUUAUGCUGUGUAUUACCUUUGUAUUGCAUCGUUAUCUAUUGGCGAUCAUGUACAAACCUUUUGCUUUGCUUAUGUCAUCAGUUCUUGUUUUAUUUGUCAUAAGUCUUUAUGACCCCGAAAUUUUAGGGAAAUUGAAUGUGGCUAUACAUUUUUGUAUCAAUAUUUUUUUCCCAAUAUUUUCUUUUGUCGUCACACGUUAUGAAGGAUUGCCGUUGUUGUUUCUAGUAUAUUAUUUGGUUCUCUUUAAAGCUAGGUUUGAAAUAAGGAAUUUAUCAGUAUCACUAAAGGUGACGAUUUUUGCAUUUCCAUUUGGUUGUGUCAUUUUGUAUUACUUUUGGCCGCAUGUUUCAUCGACAAUUUAUGAAAACUUCAAAGCUGUUAUUGCCGUAAUAGUAGUUAUAGUUGGCUUGAAAUAUUUUAUCUGGUAACAUUACUCAAUGUAUACGUUUUAUACUAACAGUUAAACUUCUAGACAUUUAAAUGAAUGUUUGCAAAUGUAUUUAAGUUAACUUCAGAUAGAUUGAUUGAUUGAUGAUCGCUUAAAUUUAGUUCCUUUGUCGUCAAUUUCCACUUACGCAUGUGCAUUGACAGUCAAUUGUCAGAAGGUGUGUGCACUGUGGAUAAACUUUCCGUGUGACUAAGUGAUAAUGGUCAAACAAGCCAUAUUUCAAUUACUUUUACGUUAUAUGUAAAAUCAGUUUACAUAUAAACAUUUUCGUGAAAUCACAUGACAUGGUGUAAAGAUGUGUCUCGGGAAUUAUCACAGACUCUACGAAAAAUAAGACCACUCUGGGUAUCAAUUUACACUUCAUUGACAUUGGGCAAGAUUUAUGUCAAGUCCUAGUUAUCAUAUACUAACAGAUAACAGUCAAAUGAAUUUAUAUCAUGGACAUUUUGUGUUAUGUAAAAUGUGCUUCCAAAUUGUCUACAUUUAUGCAUCUUAACCUUGGUUAAUAGUAAGCUGAAAGUUAAGUUCGAUACCAAUGAAUAAAAAAUCAGCUUGAUUUAAGGAUACAUUAAGAAUCCAAGAGAUCAAAGAUUUACUGAAAACGCUCAGACACAUAAAUGUGAUACAUUAAGCAAGGUUGAAUAUGUCUUGUAUUUGAUGCUACAGUUAUUGUUAUUUUUGUUUAAAGAUGCUUUAAUACUAUAAAAAUAAGGAGAUGUGGUAUGAUUGCCAAUGAGACAACUAUCCGCCAAAGUUAAAAUGAAGUGGAUGUACACAAUUAUAUGCAACCGUUCGGCUAUUCGAGAUCUCAGAUACCAUUUGGCCUAGAGUCAUACAAUUUGAAGCAAUUAUUUGCCACUUGAUAGUAACAGUUUCUAACCAGUCAAGUGACUUGAUGCAGGGAUUAUUUUAGGGGAGAUGAUAAACAUUCUAAUAGUGCAGUUCGUUUUUUCCCGAUGUAGUCGGUAAUAGUUUCGAAUCGUCUGCCAAUGUUCUAUUGAUGCUAAAAAUUGGUACCGACGUGGAGUUGUCGCUGAUCAGUUCUCUGAUUGGACGAAAAUGUAAUUUUUGAUGUUCGAACAUACGUUUGUUUUUUAAGAUUUUGUUAUGUGCAGCAGGUGAUAGUUUUAGAUAUAGAUGAUACUUGAGAUAAAACUAUUUUUUUGUUAUGGCGUUGUCAGUUAAUUUUCUACUUAUGAUCUGUUUAAGUACAAUGUUCGAAACCCGCUUUUGAUCUCGUUCUUCAAAAUUCUCCAACCAGUAAGUUUAAAAAAAAGUUUCAACAGAAAAUAUUACGGAUAUGAACGCUUAUGCUGUUUGUUGAUUUAUUAAAACUGCUUAAAGCGGCGGGGUUUUGUUAUGAAUUAAGCCGUUGUUUUUCUCAAUUAAAUAGUUUUAUAUUUUUCAUGUGGCGGGCCUCUUUUAGCCGACUAUAUGGUAUGGGUGUUUCUCAUUUUUGAAGGAUGUACGGUUGCCUAUAUUUGCUUGCAUCAACUUCAUUUGAAUUUUGGUGGAUAGUUGUCUCAUAGGCAAUCAUACCACAUCUUCUUAUUUUUAUAUAAUUAACUAUAGAAAUAUAGCAUACUCAUGCAAAAGCAACGUGAAAGAAGAUUAUAAAAUAUUUAUGAAAACAUAGAAGAGAUGUACAGACCACCAUGACUCAAUAAUCACAAAACAUUUCACACUCUGCUGACGAAAAUUCCGUUAGAAACAUCUAAAUUUAAGUUAUGGGGUAAAACAUUUACAUUCAAACUAAGAAAUACAUAAUUAAUCUUGACAUCAUUUCGUAUUAAAACUACUAUCUUUAUUUUUUGUGUGAUGAUAUUUAUCAGAAGAAAAGGCAUGUUAUCAUUUUUACAUUUGCCAAACACUUUUUUUAUUACAAAUCAUUCAAAGCCAUUGUAUGGUCAGAAUUGCUUAACAACAAAGCCAUGGUAUGUGGAUUUCAGAAUUCAUUAAAACAUUGUUUUCUUAAUUUCUUUUCAGAAGAAAAAUUAUAUUUUGACAUGUUGAAUAGUUAAAUAAUAUUUAUAAAGCAAUGGAAUGGCAAUUUUUCAACAAAUGUGAUUUUUGAUAAUGAAAUUUUGUUCAUGUUCCCGGAUAUCUUUUUUGCAUACAAAGUCAUAGUGUUUUGUUUAACUGGAUGUGUGACAUUUUUUGCGUUAUCAUAAUAUUAAACAAAGAAUCCAGGUUCUCUAAGAAUCAAGUAGAUUAAAUUAGUUUUAUAUAUGAUACUUUAGAUUUUUUUAUCACUUGUUAACUUACAUCUAACAUAGAUUUUUUUAAAUAGAUCCUUUCGGAUGCAACUAUCAUUGUUAACGUCAUCAAUUUUUUCUAAUAUUGCAGAUUUUAUUUAAAUUGUCUUGUUUUAUUGUCUGUUCAAUCAUAUAUGUAAAUAAACUCAUCAUAGAUACCAGUUUUAAAAUUAUAAUAAGUCAUUAGAUUUAUAUUCAAAUAAAAGAUAUCGUAGUA